Molecule: messenger RNA, 972 nt
Organism: Acytostelium subglobosum LB1
Lineage: Eukaryota; Evosea; Eumycetozoa; Acytosteliales; Acytosteliaceae
Exons: 2
Coding region: 1-972 (323 amino acids)
Source: RefSeq, a predicted model, not a curated record
AUGUGUAUUGUCGAUGACACUCCACAGCAAGGCAGGUGUCGUCUAUCAUUCUACAAACACUUUGGUGAUGAGUGUAGAAACACUUAUGACUGCGUACUCGGUUUGGUCUGCUCUUUGAAUGGAGAUGGCGGUACAGGAUGGAGAUGUGGCGCUCCACACACUGGAUGUAUAGUCGACUUCCAAUGUCCAGAACGUCAGAUCUGUUUGUCCAAUGGUACUUGUGUGCCGGCCAACCUCAAACCUGGCGAAUGCAUCCUCUUCUCCAAGCUGGACAUGUGCAACCUCUCGACUAUCUGCUCUCCCGUUUCCACCGACCUUGGGCACAGGUUUGGUGUCUGUAAAGGUUGGUCCGAGGUUGGCGACCUAUGUAUCGUUGGCGGCUACACCUGUAAUCUCUACAAGGCACUCUACUGCCGUCCAUUAAAGUUUGGAAGUAGGAUAGGUAGAUGUAACAGGGCAGAGGCACCAACACUGCGUCCUUGUUACCAGAACACUGAUUGCGAGUCGCCAGAGUUCUGCAAGUGUGAUACACAGGCAUCGAUAGGGUACUGUACUCAUUCGUAUAGGUUGCCCGCGGGAUGUACUGCCAUCGUCUGGCAAUACGCACGUUGUGCCCAGAGCCACAAUUGCUCCGGUUUGAAAUACGACGUUGGACCAAUGUCUUGUAUUAACAAACAUUGUACGUUGGAGUUGAACUGUUUCCGACGAUUCUGUUUGGAGCCACUCAUAGUCAUUGCCGACUGCAGCAAAUCACGAGAGGAGCGAUGUGACAACGAAGUCAUAUUCGAAGCGGUACAAAGUGGUAAAUUCAAAGAGGUAGUUGAUCCCAGACUGACAGUGAUCACAUCAUCAUCAAUCAAGUACUUUAUGGACAAUCCAAUUGAAUGGAUGAAUGGUCCAAGUAGUGUCGACACUACUAUUCCUGGAAUUGGACAUUCAUUCGAAUCAACACAACAUCUCACAACAAGCUGA